AUGAAUGGCAGGCAAAAGCAGCGGAGACCUCAGCUGGAGCGCCACAUCGUUGGCUCAACCAACAGAUGGCGUUUCCUCAAAGAACCUUUCUCUGGGGACCUGCUGGCACUUUCCCAGAUGUGCAAGGCUUUGAGCAUAGACUUUGAUGAAAUUCUGAAGGACCCAGACAGGGCAUGCAUUUCACAGAUCCAGAAACUUCUCACUGAAAAUCUCAAAAACAAGGCCAUGCAAGGUGGGGAGGCAGAUGUGAUCCUCGAGUGCCUCGGCUUCAAGUGGGAACUCCAUCAGCCCCAGCUUUUUCAGUCUGGGACACUAACCAAGCUGUACCUGAGGGCCCUAUCGAGGGGCACCAUGGACCCCCUGACGGAACUGGAGAAACUUCUGAAAGUUCGGUCACCUGGGAAGAGCAAAGAAACAUCGCGCAUAAAGAAGAUGACCAUUGCUUUGAAGAUCAACGACCCACUGGUGACCAAAGUUGCUUUUGCCACCGCCCUGAAGAACCUCUACAUGAGUGAGGUGGAGCUGGACAUGGACGACUUGGUGGGGGUGCUGGCUUCCGCGCGCAUUCUCCAGUUCACCGCCCUGUUUCAAAGGUGUCUGGCCAGCAUGAUAAACGGACUCACACCAAACACCAUCAGGAGCUUCUACCUGGCCGGCUGCAAGUACCAGCAAGAGCAGCUCACCAAGGCCUGUGAGAAGUGGCUUGAGAUGAACCUGGUCCCUCUGAUGGGGAAGAACAUCCAGCUCCGAAGUAUCCCACAGGAGCUGCUCUACAAGGUGUUGAAAUCUCCCAGCUUGUUUACCUUUAGUGAAUUUCAUCUUCUGCAAACAAUGCUUGCUUGGGUCUACUUGCAAGUAAACAUCAAAAUUCAGACAUUUCCAAUCUAUGAGACCCUGAUGGCUUUUUUUGACAGCUUUCCCAGGAACUGUGCCUUUUUGGACCAGGACCCAGGACAAACCUGGAUGCCACUCUUUCUCUGUCUGCGUCUGCAUGGCAUCACCAGAGGCAAGGAUCUGGAGGAGUUACGACACAUUAACCUUUUCCCGGAGGCCGUGUUGAUCCGAAUCACAGCCAACCAUUACCAAGCGCUUGAGAGCGGGGGUGACAUGGCCCAGUUGAAAGAUCUCGCCACCCAGGCUGUGCGAUUUGGGAUGUUCUUUACCCAGGAAUAUACAACUCAUUCAGAAAUGAUUGCUGUGUACGGGUUCUUCUUUGAGAUAAAAGGAGUCAGACAUGAUGUUUCCUCUUAUAGUUUUUAUAUGCAGAGAAUAAGACACACAGACUUGGAAUUCUCCUCCCCGCUCUGUGAGGACAGCCUGGUGAACAUGCGAGCGGAACGCUUGGUGAAGUAUGAAAUCAGAGCCCAAACCCUAGUGGGCGACAGGUGGCAGGAGUUCAGGACCAACCAGAUCACACAGAAGUUUGGGCUCCGCAAGCCGUCCUGCAAAAGCCACAUCUUGAAGUUCCAAACGGUGGGCAUCCCCAUCUAUGCAAGUUUUGCAUUCAUUUUCCCAAUAUCUUGA
Molecule: messenger RNA, 1524 nt
Organism: Orycteropus afer afer
Lineage: Eukaryota; Metazoa; Chordata; Mammalia; Tubulidentata; Orycteropodidae
Source: RefSeq, a predicted model, not a curated record